This is a messenger RNA of Eublepharis macularius, 1242 nucleotides long. It is a transcript of the gene CTSW, whose product is annotated as cathepsin W. The record is from RefSeq and is a predicted model, not a curated record. NCBI's taxonomy places the organism in Eukaryota, Metazoa, Chordata, Lepidosauria, Squamata, Eublepharidae. Gene Ontology annotation, molecular function: cysteine-type endopeptidase activity. Gene Ontology annotation, cellular component: lysosome. The transcript is spliced from 11 exons. The coding region runs from base 13 to 1074 and encodes 353 amino acids.
GCUACACCUGCAAUGUGGUCAGCCACUACUCUGCAUGCUUGCCUGAUGCUGUGGGGGUUAUGGGACUCUGCCCCCUAUCCUGCCAAUUCCUUCCUGCCCUUAGACCUGAACCUGACAGCCCAUAUUUUCCAGGAUUUUAUGACACAGUUCAACAAAACCUACAGGACCCAAGAAGAGAGAGAUUAUCGCUUCACAGUCUUCGUGCAAAACCUGAAAGCCAGCUGUGUGUUACAAGCCUCAGAGUUGGGGACGGCCCAGUAUGGGGUCACUUUGUUCAGUGACCUGACAGAAAGUGAGUUUGAGAAGAUGUUUGGGAUCCAGCACCCUUCUCACCCCCCCACAUUGAAGCAGUCGGUGAAACUCCUCAAGGGUGCAAAAUCUGUGUCCUGUGACUGGAGAAAAUUUGGAGCCAUCACAGCAGUAAAACAUCAGGGUAACUGUAAGUCAUGCUGGGCUUUUGCUGCUGUAUCCAACAUUGAGGCCUUGUGGAACAUCCACUUUGGUUUGCCACGAAACCUCUCCGUGCAGGAGGUUGUAGAUUGCAUGAGAUGUGCACAUGGCUGUGAGGGGGGCUAUCCAUGGGACGCCUUCCAGACUGUUCUCAAUCGCAGUGGACUGACAAAUGAUAAACAAUAUCCCUACAUGGGCAAACAGCAGUCGUGCAGAAAGAACCAAGGAAAAGCAGUUGCCUGGAUCCAAGACUAUGAAUUCCUUCCCAAGGAUGAGAAAUACAUAGCCCAUGUUGUUGCUUCCCGUGGUCCUGUAACUGCUCUCCUCAAUGUAAAAGCGUUUCAGCACUACCGAAAGGGGAUUAUCCGGAGACCUUCUCAGGCAUGCAGCCCUGAAAACGUGGAUCAUGUUGUGCUCAUUGUGGGUUAUGGUGAAGUCAAAUCAAGGCGGGGCUCCUGGUCCGGACCGUACUGGAUCAUCCAGAACUCAUGGGGAAAGAACUGGGGAGAAGAGGGAUAUUUUCGACUGCACCGGGGAACCAACACUUGUGGCAUUGCCAAAUAUCCAGUGACUGCAAUUGUAAGGAAUGCUGAGACUCGCUUGCCUGCCUUGUGCCCUCCGUGAUGGCAGAACUGAAUAUGAAAAGGGUGACUGAAGGAACCCCUCCAGCUCCACAGACUAGAGAUACAGCAUACAUGUUACUGAAAACAAAUGCCCCAUGCUCUCAUUUUCUUGCCUCACCGUAUGCAAUAUCACAAAUCUGUUUAUGAUAAAAUUAGUACUGAGAUGUCA